CUAGCAUGUUUUGCAAUUCGCUCACUGAAGGUAGGUGCAACAUACAAAAGAUGAGCGUUUUUACCAUGAAGUUUAAAGCAGUGCUGCAUCAAGACCUGUUUGAAAUCCAAGCAGUGCAACACCACUCAAGGUGGCGUGGCCGGUAGGCAAAGCAGCACCUCUCACCACGGUGAAGCACAAAUGCUUCACUGUCACAAAGCGGUUUUGCUGCUGAUCAUCUGUAGGUGGCCCUAGGGGUGUUUUGAUGUUGAUUAUUGUGCGUGUUACUUAAAAGCUGUAUGUCAACAUGAAUAUUUAAAUGACAUGUAAGGAUUGCUUACUACACAAACUGAAUUUCAAUGCACUGUGAUGUGUGCAUUUUAUUUUCCAUAUAGUGAAAACUGUCAGGACACCUGCACCAGGCAGAACAUGUACAUAUGAAGGCCAUGGUGUAGGCCAAUACUGAUGAUGUAUUGUAGUAUGUACUUUGAAGAGAAACAGGCAAAUUAAAUGUUAGUAAAAUUGUAAUGCAUCUUCAGUAUUUAAUGGUAUGGUGUGUGUGUAUAUACUUUUUAGUGCACAAGUGUGUUCUAUUGAACAUCUGCUUAGUUUUGCAGACUUUGAUUGUGUGUGCAUGUAAUUCUAACUGCACUGCUGUAUCGUUUUCUUGUAGAAGUAUUUUCCUAAAUUAUGUGUCUUUUUCUACACAGAUGGUGGUUAGCAUUAAAACGAUGACUGUGUGGGACAAAGACAAAGCAUAGAGAAAAAGGAAAGCUGAACUGUGCUGGAAAAAGACCAUGGCUCAAACAUUACAGAGCCAGAGUCAUUUUAUCAAUAAGUACAUAGAUCUGCUCACGCAGGAUUCAGAGAAUCUGGACGCCUCAGCCUCUACAUCAGCAGAGCAUGGGUACCUAAGCAUGCUCGUAGUGACACAGCGUUCUUAAUAAGUCAACUUGUAUUGUAUUCUCAAUAUCCAGGCAGUACAUUUAUGUCAGUAAAUGCAUGCAUCAACACUUCCUUGACUUUGCUGAGCAGUUGUCUGUUCUUUGUCCUAAAAGUUCUUGCAUAUAAUGGUGGUCUUCACAUAACAUAAGUAAAUUCCCAUCCUUAAACUCUUUAUCUUGCAUAUUCAUUUCGAGCAUUUUCUGUUGGGGUAAAUGAGUAGAGAGGAUCCUAGGCCAUUUUUAGCAAUUUCCUGCCCCAGUUCAUGUGACAGUGCUCUGGUGUGUGUGGGACCUCGUCGUUGGCGUGCCAGAGGAGGAGAGAGGAGGCAGAUGGAGAUGUGUAUCCUGUGUCACGAAGCGCAGGAGAUCCUACCUGAUGGCGCCGUCAUGGUGCUCGCUGCCUUUGUCCAACGCUCUCCGGUCAUGUCCAAGAACCGCAAAAGACCCCCUCACAAUCCAGAGAGCUGUGAUCCCCUCUUCAUGCACCCUGACCUGUCCUUUGGUACCCAUACCGGCAGCUGUGGCCACAUCAUGCACUCUCACUGCUGGCAGAGGUCUUUGAAUAUCAAUGAUGCAAACAGGGAGGAGAAAUAUAACAGAACGAAAGACCAACAAUCAGAAGCAGCAGAUCGCCAAGAUGGAUAUCUGGGGCGUCAGGAUGCCACCAAUGACUACGCCAUGCUACGCCAACAGGAGGAGGAGUCCAGGUACAAGGGGGAGUUUGUGUUCAGUACAGAGACCCAGCCCGGGACCGACAGGGUGACCUCAGAGCUCGAACCUGAGCUCCACGAGGUGGGCUCACCUGCCGAGCUCCAGCAAAGGGUCAGCGGGGAGGCACUAGCACCAGGCUUUGGUGUCCGAGUCCCAGUCAAGUCUCAAGUCCCUAAGGUCCCAGCCAAGCCUCGCGUCCCUGAGGUCCAAAUCAAGCCUCGCGUCCCUGAGUUCACGUUCAGGCCUACUGACCCAAAUGACCAAAUGCCGCUCACGCCCAGCCAAGCUCCGCUCACGCCACAGUCCGCCGACACGCACCGCCAAGCUCCGCUCACGCCACAGUCCGCCAACACGCACCGCCAAGCUCCGCCCAUGCCCCAGUCCGCCGACACGGUUCACAUAGUGACCUCAGAGCCUCAGCCUCCCCGUUCAGCUGAGGUCGUCGCUCAGACUCCCCGUUCAGCUGAGGUCGUCGCUCAACCCGCCUGCUCCAUGGCAACUAGUGUUCCCCCUUCUGCUUCGAGGAGACCCACGCUCCUCGCCCUGGCCGCACGGGGGACUUCUCUCGGCCUUCCAGUUCAGCUGGGGACGUCGCGCCGCUUUCAUGCUCUGCCAAGGAAAUAUCUCAGCCUCCCUGUGCCAUUGUAGAAGCCGCCCGGCCUCCUGAUUUUGCGGGGGACAUUUUCUCCAGGGAGCCAGGACCACCAGAUGGAGGACGCAUAAUUUUGGGCGCUCCGGGAGUAGCGCCCUUGGGGGAGGGUUCUGUCACGUAUCAGGAAGCUCUGGACUCCACUUCCCAUCAGCCACUGCACUGCACUACAUGUCACAUGACCACCUGCACCUGAUUCACGUUUUGGUUAAUGAGCACUCGUGUAUAUAUAGCCAUUGUCUGCACUGAUUCACUGUCUUUUGUUGUAUUAGACUACCAUGUUACAUGUUUUGUUUCAUGCCACAGUACUUUGCCUAGUUGUCGUAGUGUCUAUGUUUUGUUGUUUGUUCAUAUAAUAAAUGUUAUAUAUCUGUGAUUGCUUCCGAACCCAUCCUUGAUUCGUGACACCAGGGUGUACAAACAUUUUUUUUUUUUUCUUCCUGGUCGCGUAUUUAAAAUUCUUACUUGAACCGGUACAUCUAUACGAUAUAAUUUCGUCAUGUGUGUGCUUGUGUGUGUAUUUGCACAUGUAUGUGCACGUGUGUGUUUUCCUACUAUAGGUGUUUAAGAACUCUUUGAUCCACCAGAGGACGGGUGAUAAGAACCCAUGUCGGUACUUCUCUAAGCAGGAGCUGAAGGAGCUUUUCACACUGGAGGACACGUACUCGUCCUCCAUUCGGCCACAUCUCCUCUCUGAAGGGCAUGAAUGUGUUUGGCGUGUCCCGUCAUGACUUGCUGUUCUCUAAUGAGGAUACUCUGCAGGACGAGGACAAAUAUGGUCACAAUUUGGCCCAUAUCUGUUCAGCAGUGCUAUAUCUAGGCCAUAUGUGACGGAUAAUACCCACAUGUGGCCCAAACGUACUUGCUAUUUGGGAUGUCUGGUUGGGGUGUGAGAAUUUUAGAUGCUGGAUUGACAGUUAUAUUAUUAAAUAACAAUAUGAACAGCAAGAUUAUUAAUUGGAGUAGCAGAAGUAAUGAAAAUAGCAAAUGUUAAUAUUCAUAAAUACAGGUAAUGGGAUUUAGUGUUAAUAGUGCAAGAGUAAGUGUAAAUAUGAAUCUGAAACAGAUGUGGCUGUUCAUCUCAGUGCUUUAAUUGAAGAAAAAGUCAAAAAAAUUUAGCCAUGUUGUAUAACAUACAUAAAGGGCAAGCAGGCGGAGCACACUGUGUGUGUCAGUGACUGUGUCUGUAUGGUUGGAUGAUGAGCAGGUGUGUGUGUGUGUGUCAGUGACUCAGGUGUCUAUACAGUAAGCUGAUGAGCAGUUGUAUCUCACUGUCUCCAGUGUUAAUGUCAGUGGCCUUCAGAAAAAAGUCCAGUGCUUCCUGUUUCCUCCCUUCAGACAAACACUGUUUCCCAGAAUGCACCAGUGAAUCAAACGAUUCCUCUUGAUGUGUGACAUCAUUUGGACUCUGCACUUCAGUGGCUGCACACUGAUGCACAACUUCACUAGAGGCCAGUUGAACGUCAGUGAAGCUUUUUACCAUCACCUUCCUCUUCCUCCUCGCACUCAACCAUGUGUUCACUAGGCUCUGGCUCGUCCUCUGGCUCCUCCCACUCCUCUCAUAUUUCCUCUUUCGUCUCUGGUUCCUCCUCUUCCUCCUCCAUAUCCUGCAGCUGUGACUGUACUCAUGAGCGUGUGCCAGUGUACACCUCAGAGCUCUGGACUCGAAACUUUACAUUCUGAAACCCUGUAAGACUUACCCUGUGUGUGUGUGUCUGUCUGUCUGUCUGUCUGUCUGUGUGGUCACUUCUUCCAUAAGGCAUGUGUUGAGCCAUGGCUGAUGGAUCACAGGACCUGCCCGAUGUACGUGUGUCAUCCUCAAAUCCCUCAGAGUAGAGGUGAGGUGUGUGCGUAAAUGGA
Molecule: messenger RNA, 4143 nt
Organism: Ictalurus punctatus (channel catfish)
Lineage: Eukaryota; Metazoa; Chordata; Actinopteri; Siluriformes; Ictaluridae
Exons: 7
Coding region: 1137-2282 (381 amino acids)
Biological process (GO): ubiquitin-dependent protein catabolic process via the N-end rule pathway
Cellular component (GO): ubiquitin ligase complex; cytoplasm
Molecular function (GO): ubiquitin protein ligase activity
Source: RefSeq, a predicted model, not a curated record